AUGUCUCGGCAGAGAAACCGCCCAAACAACCGACGUGGGCUUGUUCCUCUCGGCCCCCGCGACAGAAGUUUCUCCCUGAGCCGAUCUGCUGGCAAUCAAGUAUCCAGAGGCGCGCAGACUGUCGAAACAGGAAACCCGCUCCUGUUUGGUCCAACCAGCGCCGUCGAUGAUAUGAAUAUCGACCCGACGCGCUUUGCCGAGUGCCGACGUCAGGGAAUGACAGUUGCGAGCCUGGAAACCACCGCCAAGAAGGGAUCGAUUGCCUCCUCGAGGCGUGUGCCUCGUGAUCUCUUCACUACUCGCAAAGCGCCUACAAAGGAGGUGCAACAGGCUCAAGAGGUGCCGCAGACUGCACCCUCGAGGCCCAAGUAUGCUGGAUGUGGCUCCAGAACCCACACCCUCGCCUGGUAUUUCCAAUGCGAUGACAGGGGAAUGAUGGAAGGCUGCCCCCGCUGUAACACGUUGAGCCAUGGGGCCAACAACUGCGGUUUCCACACCAAUGCGCGCGAAGUUGUCAGCGAUCUACUAUACAGUCGUGCCAACAUGCCUCCUUUCAGUGGGAGACCUUGGUUCCUUGUCUUCGAGGACUACAUCAAGGGCAAGGAGAGCCCGCCCAUUCCCCAGGCGUUCCCCUGGUCCCCAGCCUUCGCCCUGGAGAAGCGAGCAGAGAUCACCAAGCUGCAAGCAGAAUUGGACGCUCACAGGGACCGCAGCAAGUUGCCCGUGGACCCCUCUACUAAGGACUGGGUAACCAUUCAGACAAUAGUGGUCUUCAAAAAGGAUCCGGAAAGUCACCCCCUACACUGA
Ilyonectria robusta is the source of this 807-nucleotide messenger RNA. RefSeq lists its product as uncharacterized. The record is from RefSeq and is a predicted model, not a curated record. The transcript has 2 exons. NCBI's taxonomy places the organism in Eukaryota, Fungi, Ascomycota, Sordariomycetes, Hypocreales, Nectriaceae. Bases 1 to 807 code for a protein of 268 amino acids.